Molecule: messenger RNA, 6260 nt
Organism: Ixodes scapularis (black-legged tick)
Lineage: Eukaryota; Metazoa; Arthropoda; Arachnida; Ixodida; Ixodidae
Product: nesprin-1
Exons: 31
Coding region: 366-6260 (1964 amino acids)
Biological process (GO): nuclear migration
Cellular component (GO): meiotic nuclear membrane microtubule tethering complex; cytoplasm; nuclear outer membrane
Molecular function (GO): actin filament binding
Source: RefSeq, a predicted model, not a curated record
GACUCUGCUGACUACUUAAGGCUUCAUCAAGCUGGAUUUGCAAGGUUUUGUCAGGCCUCAUACUAUCUGUUGCUUGUGACUUCAAUUAAAAGUUCUAUGGUUUCCGAGUUUAAGAAGUUGAAUCUGUGACACGACAAGCGUGCGCUUCUGGUCAUCAGGUCACGAGCACGGUCGAGCCUCUGGAAAGUUCCUUAGAAGAUGCUGCCAAGCUUCAAGAGACCCUUGCGGAGAAGAAAGCCCAGGCGGAGAGGUCCAAGGUCAUCGAACAGCGGCUGCUUCAAGAGCAAGCACAGGUGGACAACCUGAAAGCGCGGGCCACUGACCUGGACAAGAGCCACCCAGGCAACGAGCACACCAGACCUGCGAUGGAGGCAGUCUCCCGUUUCGAAGCAGCACGCAAGCGUGCCGAGGGACUGGUUGAGACCACCGAACAGGCGUACCGAAACCACCUCGAUUUCAAGAACGCUUGUGACGAUUUGGUGACCUGGUUGCGCCAGCUCCGAGAAAAGCUCCCCCCAUUCACCCGGUCUCUGAGUGAUCGGCUGAGCCUCGAGACAAGCAUCUCUGUCUUGGAGGAACUGCUUGCCAAACGCGCCGAGGGCAACCUGAAGAUGGAAGCCGUGACCGCCGCUGCCGAGCGUGCCAAAAGCACCACCUCGGAGCCAGGCAUUGGACUGCUGGACAACCAGACGGCGGCGCUUCAGGGAGACCUAACCAGCCUCUUUGACGAGAUCUCGGCCACGAGAGAAAAGCUGGGCACGACGUGCUCCCAGUUGAGGGAGUUCCGGGAGGAGUAUGAGCACGUGAGCGAGUGGCUGCAGCUCAUGGAGGAUGACAUCAAAAACCAGAGGACCCUACUGUGGCCCACGCUGCAGGAGAAGAAAGUGGCUUUCGACAAGGCUCAGGGUCUGGUGGAGGAGCUGGAGAAGGGCCACGAGGCACUGGACAGGGUGACCCUGCUGGCCCAGGGCCUGCUCACCUCCCACCUGGACACCUACAUCCGCAACCAGCUCACCCUGGUCAGCUCUCGCUACCAGGUCUCCCUCAACCUUGCCAAGGACAUGCUGAACAGGGCCAAGGAGAACCACGACCAGCACGAACAGUACAGGGCGGCCGCAGAAGCUGCCCGCAACUGGAUGGAGACCACGGCGGCCGCCGUGUCUCAGUGCUCGGGGGCUGCCAGUGGCAAGAAUGAGGUCGAGAGCCAAUUGGCCAAGGUUCAGGGCAUGGUGCGCAAGCAGGAGGAGGGCCACGCCCUGCUGCACACAGCCCUCACCUCCGGGGAGAAGGCCCUGCGGGGCACCCACAGUUCGGGCAAGGGCCCCCUCAGCCAGGAGUUGCAGGAGCUGCAGAAGCAGUGGGACCGCCUGGUGCUCAAGCUUUCGGACGCCAAGGUUUCACUGGAGACGGCCCUGCUCCAAUGGACAGACUACAGCUCAUCUGAGAAGCGCCUACUCCAGUGGAUCGAGGACCACGACCACCAGCUGGAGGAAGUGAAAAAGCCCAAGCAGUCUACAUCGGUCAAGGAGUCCGUGGCUCAGCGAAAGGCCAGGCUGAGGAGGGCCAACAGCUUAGUACAAGACGUCGAAUCGUUCGAACCGAUGAUAGAAUCCCUGACCAUCAAGGCACAGGAACUGCAGCAGACGGCGGCUGCCCCGUGCCCCGAGAUUUCACAGAAGUACAGCUCUCUUGCGGGUUCCGUUAAGGAAUUCUUGAGGCAUCAGAAGUCUGUGAUGGGUCACCUGCAAGAGUUUACGGAUGCCUGCACCAGCCUCACCACCUGGCUCGAGCAGGCCCAGGAGAAACUGAACAAGUGUGCCGAGCCGUCGGGAGACCGCGCCGAGCUCAAGAGCAAGCACGGCAUUUUAAAGGUCUUGGAAGGAGAACAGGAGGAGGGCCAGAAGCGCCUGCAGCUGGUGCUCGCGCUGGCCGAGACGGCCCGCGGAUUCCUGGAGGACAGUCAAGAGCGGGAACACGUGGACGAAGAGGCUGGACGACUCGUCAGCGCCGUGGAGGACUUCGAGAGCCGCAUGUCCCAGGUGAAAUCCCUGCUGGACGUUGGGCUGGUCAAGUGGGACGAGUACGAGGAGCAGUUCCAGCGCUGCCAGGACUGGCUGAACAAGCACGAGCCUCAGGUGCGCUCGUUCCAGCAGCUCCAGCCGGACCUGGAGGCCAAGAGGGUCAAGCUGGAGGAGUUCCAGGUGCUGCUCCAGACGGUGUUUGAGUGGCAGUCCGAGUUCGACACGCUGAACCUGAAGGCCCAGCUACUGCUGGAGACGUACUCGGACUCGAGCAUCUGCAACCUGUUCACCCAGCUGUCUGCGCGCUACACGAGCCUGCUGUCGCUGGCGAAGGAGGUGCUGCACGCCCUGGAGCAGCACUUCCAGGAGCACCAGCAGCAGCAGUGCAUGUACGCCGAGGUCUCGGAGCUGCUCGAGGGGGCCCAGGAGCGCCUGCACGAGCUCCAGAAGCCCUCGGCCACCCUGGAGGAGGCCGAGUCGAGGCUCAGGGGUCUCGACCUGCUCUGGGCCACGCUGCAGCAGGGACGCAACAAGGUGUCGUACAUGACAGAGCUGACCGAGAAGGUCAUCGAGAACACCUCGGCCGAGGGCGUCAAGACGAUCCGCGAGAGCGCCGACAACACGAGCGCCGAGUUUGACAGGCUCCUCAAUGAAGUGGCCGCCGCCCGCUCCAAACUCUCGGAACAGCUCUCUGCCCUUGGAGAGCUCUCCCAAGAGUUCCAGCAGUUCAGGUCAUGGCUGAACGAAGCCCAGUCGCAGCUGGCCGAAUCCAAAGCCGGCAGGGAACGCGCUUCCGGCACGAUGGAGAAGAGAGCACUCCUGGAAAAGACCAAAGCAAUCGCAUCCGACGCUGCAACGCGCGCCGACGCCGCCGACCGUCUAGAGAAACGGCUAGCCGACACUCCGCAGCUUGCGACGCAGGAGCGCCGCGAGGCGCUCACCCAGUUUCGCGAGCUGCGGAAGUCUGCCGAUGAUGCGGUCCGGGAACUAGAGGCGGAGCUGGAAUCACUGGACCGUCAACGGGCCGUCCAAUCGCAAGCCGCGCAGUGGCUGAAGGAGGCCAAGCUGAAGCUGCAGAAGUGCGCAGACGGCACGGGGAGCCAGGCCGUGGUGCGGGAGAAGGCCGCACAGCUGAAGAAGCUGAAGGACGGCGCCGAAGCGGGCGUCGCGCUGCUGGAAGAGGCGACGCGACUGACGGAGCAGGCAGCGCCUUGCCUGAACCAGGCGGGAAGGGAGCGGCUGCAGGCGGGGCUGCUGGAGUUGCACGAGGACCGGGAGCAGCUGGAGCGGGGCAUGCGGGACGCGCAGGAGGCGCUCGACGAGUGCCUGGCCUGCUGGGACCGCUUCGGCGAGCUCUACAACAACAUGGCCCAGUGGCUGGCGGCAUUUGAGAGCAACGCCAAGCCGGUGUUGGCGUCGACCGCGCUCGACGGGGCCCAGCUGAAGAGUCUGAAGGCCCUUCUGGAGGAGGCGUCUUUCCACAAGCCCGAUAUGGAGGAAUUGAACGAGCAGUGCGAGCGGCUCUUGCUCGUCAGCGCGCAGACCUCCGUGCGAGAUCAAGCCGUCAAGUUGUCCACAACGUAUGCAUCUUUGGUUGCAGCACUCCAGGACUCAAUUGCCAGGCUACAGAGAAGCCUAGGCAGCCAGGAAGAGUUUGACAAGGCCAAGCAGGGCUUUGUCCACUGGUUGGAAGAAGCCCAGCGGUCCCUAAACUCUGCCAGGGAGCCCGGUGGAGAUCUGGUGACUGUUCAGGAACACCUGGCGGAGCUAAAGAAACUGCAUCUAAGUCUUCCCGAGGGCAAACAGCUCCUAGAUGCCGCCACAGAGGCUGCCAGCCGCACGUUGGGCGACCUGUCCGACGUCAGCCAGGCCCCCAUCCGAGCACAGGUGGACGCUCUGCGAGACCAGCUGACGGCCUUGGGCCAGCAGACGAGUGAAGCCACCGGACGACUGGCCUCCCUGCAGUCUCGGUGGCAGGAGCUCAUCAACGGCACGAAUGCCCUGAGGUCUUCGCUGCAGAAUUCCCAGGAAACGCUCAAGGAGAAGCCGGUGUCCGGCGGAGACCUCGUCCGCAUCCGCUCUCUUCUCGAGCAGUAUAAGCACACUGCACGUGACUUGGAAGAACAGAGUCACAAGUUGCAAGAACUUCGCAUUGAGGCCUCGGAACUGGCGGAGAAAACGGGCGGUAAAGACGUCUCUCCAGGGUUGCAAGAAAUGGCCGAUCAACUGACAUCGCUACAAAAGAAAUGCCAGGAAAUUCUGGAGUCCCUAGAGGAGGAGCUUCAUGAGGCUCAAAGUUACAACAAGGCGCUGCAGGAGACGGAGAAGUGGCUGCUGCAGAUGUCCUUCCCGGUCAUGGCACAGCACUCCCUGCAGGUCCUCAACAGGCAGCAGACCCAGGAGCAGCUCGACAAGUACAAGGGCAUCCUGGCCGAGGUGAAGCAGUACCAGUCCACCCUGGACGAGGUCAAGGCCAAGGGUCGGCGACUGGUGAACCGCUACCGCAAGGACUCUCCCCAGCUGGAGCAGCAGGUCCAGUCGCAGCUGGACAACAUCCAGGAGAGCUACGACGCACUCCUCGCAGGGGCCGUCCAGGUCGAGGCUCGCCUGGAGAGCGCCCUGCAAAAGUUUGUGAGCUACGAAACGACGCUCGACGUCUGCGACUUGCUGCUGGCCGAGCUGGAGCCCAAGAUCGCGCAGUUUGCCGACGACACGCCCAAGACGCCGGAAAGAACCAAGAUCAAGCUGGAAACGUGCAAGGGUCUGAUGUCCCAGCUGGUGAAUGCGAGGGUUCAGCUGCAAGAGGCCAUCCAGGCAUGUGUGGAGGCCGUGUCUUCGGUGAGCAGGCCGUCCAGUCCUGAGCUGGGCACCAUGUUCAGCAUGCCCGAGCAAGAGGCUAGCAUCAAAAUUCGGCUCCAGGACAACAUUGAACAGCUGGAAGUGCACGUGAGCCAGCUGGAGGAGCUGCUGCGGGGCUUUGAGGAGGCCGGCCGGCAGAGGACCGCCCUGGAGGACUGGCUGACGGAGAAGCAGUCGGCCGUCUCGCAGCUGGCCGCCUCCCGACUGACCCCUCAGCCGCUGCUGCUGCAGUCCCAGCUCAGGCAGCUGGACGACAUAAAGCAAGAGGUUUCUGAAAAGUUGACAGCCGUGGAUGCCCUAGAGCUCAAGUCUGGGCUGCCAGGUCCCAGCGAGGCCUCCCUUCGGGAUCGGCUGCAUCAGCUGGAGGCUCAGGUUGCUCAGGUGGCCAGCAUGAGGACAGCCCAGCUGGAAACCUUGGAAGAGUAUGGCUCGCUGGCAAGUCAGGUGGAGACCAGGCUUGCCGCGGUGGAGUCUUCUCUGGAGACGACGCAUCGGCCAGCGGUGGCAGAUGCCAAGCAGCGCCUGCAGAUGCUCAACGUGUUGCUGGACGAGGUCAAUGGCAUUGGCGGCAACGUGGCUGAGCUGAGAGGAAAGAUGGCCGUGUUGACUAAGUGUCUCGAACCAGCUGACAAGGCCAAGUGUGACGACCAGCUCAAGUGCCUCGAAGGGAAGUGCGAAGAGCUGCGGAAGCGCGUGCUUCGGCGAACCAAGAGUCUGGAUUUGAUCCAGUCGGGGCUGGACGGCCUCUACUCGGAGGCAGCAUCCACGGAGCAGUGGCUGCGGGAGAAGAAGUCUGCCCUGGAGCAGCUCCCAAACCCGGGAUACCAGAGCACCAACGUGGAGGCAGCUCUCCAGAGGAUAAAGGCGGAGCAGCGCGAAGUGGAGAACAAGCGUGCCGUGGUGCAGGACUUCGAGAAGCGCAUAGAGUCUCUCUCGCACGAGCUGGACAGCCUGGACGCCCAGCAGCUGGAGCAGACCCUGGGAGACCUGCGGGCCCAGUUCUCGGACCUGCAGUCCCUGCUGGUCUCGCGCGCAGACGACCUCACGGCCCUGCUAGGCAGCGCCUGCCAGCUGGACGACGAGCUCGAGAUCGUGCGCCAGUGGCUGCGCGAGAAGGAGCAGGACCUGCGUCGCAUCGGGACCCCCGCCGAGGACAAGGCGGAGCUGCGGAACCGCCUCGAGUCCGUCCAGGCCAUGGAAAAAGAGGUGAAGUCGUUCGAAGAGGGCAGACUGGCCGCCCUGGUGCGCCACGGCAAGGGGCUGGAGUCCAGCUGCGAGCCGAACGAUUGCACUGCCCUCCAGAAGUUGGUGCAAGGUGAACGUCUUUCCACUAGUCAAACAAUUUCGAAUUCUUUAGUCAAACAAUUUCAAUUUCUUUAG